CGAAGUGUUUAUUCAUCAUUUAUCUAUUUGCAAUUUAUUUUUAAAGAUGGAUUUAAAGUCGGAACCUUAUCCAGAGCUGCAGCCUAUAGAAGAGGUGGCACUGGACACCGUGGUGUCAGUUAUGAACAGGGCUAAGGAGCAGCUAGGGGAACGGCAGACGCUGAAGGAACUUGCACGCUGCCGUGAACUGUUCGGCGGUAAAACCAAGCUGGACAUCACCGGCCUCCGAGCGCCCCUGGCUAUCACAGCAGAACAGCUCAUCGACGACACCAUCAGAUACCACUGGAAGCUGACUGGACUCUUCAUGUUCGCCCUCAACUAUAAGAACACUUCCAUUGAUGAAUGUUCUCAUUACUACUACUAUGAGGCCAUAUUCAGUCAGCCUACAGCCAAGUACCCCAUACCUCAAGCAACAGCUACUGUCUACUUUAGUGUUCAACAGAAGUACACUCAUCCGCCUAAAAACGCGCCAGUUCCUGUGAUUCAGUUCCGGCUAGAAGGGCAGCGAACGUCACACGAUAUCCGCUACGUCACCCUCAUGCCCGAAUGGCUCCUCGCCAUCAUCAAGAUGAAGAUCACGCUCUUCAAGCGUAUCGAGGAAUAUCACAUAUUCUGAAACAUUAUAUAACAUCACAUCAUUGACUCUAUCUAGAAUAAUUAACCCCUUAUUCGUAAAACUUUACGGGCCGGAUUUAGUUAAAUUAUGUUUUCUCCCAUUCUUACAAAUACAUAACUCAAAAUGACGAUAAAGACAAACGAUUAUUA
Molecule: messenger RNA, 765 nt
Organism: Cydia splendana
Lineage: Eukaryota; Metazoa; Arthropoda; Insecta; Lepidoptera; Tortricidae
Exons: 4
Coding region: 47-616 (189 amino acids)
Cellular component (GO): cAMP-dependent protein kinase complex
Molecular function (GO): protein kinase A regulatory subunit binding
Source: RefSeq, a predicted model, not a curated record